AUGAAACUUAGAGUCGCUUGUGUCCAAUUAAAUGCAAGGUUAGGCAAGGUAGAUUCGAACGUUGCCAAGGUCAAGCAUCUCUUGUCCACAGUUAAGAAAGAGAUCGAUCUUAUAUUACUUCCCGAAUUUGCAGUUACAGGUUAUAACUUUCCAAGCAGAGAUGAUAUCGAGCCUUACCUCUCAAAAGCAGGAGCUGGUCCCUCUGCUUCUCUAGCCAGGGAACUAUCCGACAAGUACAAGUGUUUCACAGUCAUUGGGUAUCCAGAGAAGCACGAGGAGAAGAUAUACAAUUCUGCGAUGGUCAUUGACGACGCAGGGACGUUGAUCCAUAACUAUAGGAAGACGCAUUUGUAUGAAACAGAUGAAAAAUUUGGAUGUUCUGAAAACCCGGAUUCCCUGUUCCCUUCUGUUAGACUUAAACUCGGCAAGAAUGGCCAGAAGAAGGAGGUUUUGACGAACUUGGGUAUAUGCAUGGAUUUGAAUCCCUAUAAGUUUGAGGCGCCGUUUUACGAAUACGAGUUUGCCACAUCUUGCCUUGACAAUGAAUCGUCUCUUGUGCUUGUUCCAACAGCUUGGCUCUCCGAAAAAUCACCUUCCAUCAAUGAUUCCUUGAGCAAACAAGAGAAACUUAAUCAGGGUCAAGUUUUCGAGAAGCAGUUCGAAGAUCAGCCAGACUACCCUAUUGAAAAUGCUGAUAAGCCAAGCGAACUGACAGUGAACUAUUGGAUCUUAAGGUUCUUCCCAUUUCUUUCUCACGUCAGAAGUUACUUUCCCAAGAAGUCAUCAAAGACGACGGUGGUGGUAUGCAAUAGAGUGGGCAUUGAAGGCGACACUUUGUAUACGGGAUCGUCGUCGAUCUUCCAAUUCGACCCUCUGCAGCCAGCCUCUGAUCAUAUUGAUAGCAAAAAUGCCAGUGUGAACGUUUUGGGUAGCCUUGGCCAAGCCACGGAGGGUGUGUUAUAUCGAGAAAUCGAGUUAUAG
Candidozyma haemuli is the source of this 981-nucleotide messenger RNA. RefSeq names its product amidase. Gene Ontology annotation, biological process: protein catabolic process. NCBI's taxonomy places the organism in Eukaryota, Fungi, Ascomycota, Pichiomycetes, Serinales, Metschnikowiaceae. Gene Ontology annotation, molecular function: protein-N-terminal glutamine amidohydrolase activity; protein-N-terminal asparagine amidohydrolase activity. The coding region runs from base 1 to 981 and encodes 326 amino acids. The transcript has a single exon. The record is from RefSeq and is a predicted model, not a curated record.